Molecule: messenger RNA, 13370 nt
Organism: Carcharodon carcharias (great white shark)
Lineage: Eukaryota; Metazoa; Chordata; Chondrichthyes; Lamniformes; Lamnidae
Gene: map1b
Product: microtubule-associated protein 1B
Exons: 7
Coding region: 39-6905 (2288 amino acids)
Biological process (GO): microtubule cytoskeleton organization; regulation of microtubule depolymerization; dendrite development
Cellular component (GO): dendrite; microtubule associated complex; synapse
Molecular function (GO): actin binding; microtubule binding
Source: RefSeq, a predicted model, not a curated record
UCCCUGUCUAGUGCCCAGUCCGGACAGAGAGGCUGAGGAUGGCGACCAUAGACGAGGACCCAGAAGCUUCGUGUAGCAAACUAAGCCCAUCACCAUCAAACACAAGCCUGACUCACCGAUUCCUCGACAAUAAGUUCUAUUUACUAGUGGUUAUUGGGGAAAUUGUUACCGAAGACCAUCUGAGAUGUGCCAUUUCAGAUAUAGAGCGAGGUAUCCGCUCCUGGGACACAGACUUGAUAGCCUGCAACCUAGACCAGGAACUCAAACUCUUUGUAUCACGCCAUUCAGCUAGAUUUUCAGCAGAUGUUAGAGGUCAGAAAAUCCUUCACCACAGAAGUGAUGUUUUGGAAACCGUUGUCCUGAUCAACCCUUCAGAUGAGGCAGUGAGCACUGAGGUACGCCUCUUGAUUACUGAUGCUGCUCGACACAAGUUGCUGGUGCUAACUGGACAGUGCUGUGAAAAUACAGGGGAACUGAUUCUGCAAUCUGGUUCAUUCUCAUUUCAGAACUUUAUUGAAAUUUUUACAGAUCAGGAGAUUGGAGAACUACUAAGCACCACACAUCCAGCCAAUAAAGCCAGCCUCACAUUAUUCUGCCUUGAGGAAGGCGAUUGGAAAAACACAAACCUGGAAAAGCAUAACCUGCAGGACUUCAUCAAUAUAAAACUGAACUCAGUCUCCAUUCUACCAGAAAUGGAAGGACUUUCAGAAUUCACUGAAUAUCUCUCAGAAUCGGUUGAGGUACCAUCAUCCUUUGACGUAUUGGAGCCCCCAGCCUCAGGCGGCUUCCUGAAACUGUCAAAACCUUGCUGCUACAUUUUCCCUGGUGGGAGAGGGGACUCGGCUUUGUUUGCUGUGAAUGGAUUUAACAUGCUUAUAAAUGGGGGUUCAGAUCGUAAGUCAUGCUUCUGGAAACUGGUUCGACACUUGGACAGAGUUGACUCCAUUCUACUCACCCACAAUGGAGCUGAUAAUCUCCCUGGAGUCAAUAGUUUGUUGCAACGUAAAAUAGCAGAACUAGAAGAGGAGCAGUCACAAGGGUCCACUGCUAACAGUGACUGGCUGAAAAAUCUAAUCUCACCUGAGCUGGGGGUUGUAUUUCUUAAUGUCCCAGAAAAUAUGACAAACUUGCAGCCUAAUUUCAGGGUCAGGAGAAAUACUGAGGAAACCUGCCUUACUCUCCAGUACUUAAACAAAUUGUCUAUAAAACCAGAACCCCUGUACAGGACUGUAGGAAAUGUUAUUGAUCCAGUAAUACUGUUCCAGAAAAUGGGUGUGGGAAGACUAGAAAUGUACAUUUUAAAUCCAGUGAAAGGAAGCAAAGAGCUACAAUUUUUCAUGCAACAUUGGUCCAGCAAUAACAAAGCUAAAACUGGACUAGUGUUACCAAAUGGCAAAGAUGCAGAAAUUUCAUUCCCAUACUUGACUUCAAUAUCCUCACUGAUUGUAUGGCAUCCAGCUAACCCAACUGAAAAAAUAGUACGUGCCCUGUUCCCAGGAAAUGCUCCACAGUACAAUAUCCUGGAUGGAUUAGAAAAACUCAAAGACUUAGACUUCCUGAAACAUCCAGUGGUAACUCAAAAAGAGCUAACAGCUGGUUUGGCUGUCCCAACUGUUAAACAGGUCAAGAUGAAACAACGGAGUGACAGCAAGGAGAGUCUUAAAUCUAAUUCUAAACCAACCGCUGCUAAAGGAGUUAAGAAGGAUGCCAAGGAAGAAACACCAGAUGUGGUGAAACCUACUGCAGUUAACCAACAAGAGGCUAUUAAAGAAAAGCUUCAAAAGGUAGAGAAAAAGGAAAAACCUGCAGUUAAAAAGGAAAAACCCAGAACAGAGUCACAAUCAAAGCCUGAAGAAAAGGAAACAAAAGCAAAAGAGGAAACAGCUAAACAGGAACUUGAAGAAAAAACACAGAGCGAUGACAAGCUAAAAGCUGAAAACAAACCAAAACCUGUAAGGGAAAGAAUUGUGAAGAAAGAGGUGAAAGCAAAGAAGCCAGAAGACAAGAAGAAAGAAGAAAAGGAAGUGAAAAAAGAGAGUGUGAAACCAGAGACAAAGGAAGACAAAGCUGUUAUUAAAAAAGAAAAGAUUAAAAAGGAAGAGAAACCUAAAAAAGAGGAAGUGAAGAAAGAAGCAAAGAAAGAUAUUAAAAAAGAAGUGAAGAAAAAAGAAACACCAUUGAAAGAAGUGAAAAAGGAAGAAAAGAAAGAAAUCAAAAAAAAUGACAAUGAUGUCAAAAAAGACCUGAAGAAGCCUGUUAAGGAAGUUAAAAAAUCUAUGACUACACCCGAGGCCAAAAAGUUACCAAUAAAACCCAAAGUGGAAAGGAAAAGUGAACCAAUAAAGAAGGAAGACACUACAAGUAAACCAAAAGAAAAAGGAAAGCCAAAACCAGGCAAGAAAGAAACCAAAAUUGAACAUGUUGCCAUGGCGGGGGCAGCAGCAGCAACAGUAACAGCAGCAGCAGCAGCAGCAGUAGUUGCAGUGGCUACAGAUGAACAUGAAAUUGAACGAUCAUUAAUGUCUUCACCAGAAGAUUUAACUAAGGACUUUGAAGAACUUAAUGAAGAAGAGAAAAGAGAAAUUCAAGGACCUAUUGUCCCAACAGAAAAUUCAAGAAAUAAUGAAGUGCAAGAAGCUACACUAGUGAAAAAAAGAGGGUUUAUAAUUCGUGGGGAUUCUUUAGAGACAGAUGAAUCUCCUGAUGAAGGAAUAACAACCACUGAAGCAGAAGGUGAAUUUGAACAGUCUCCUCAAGAAUACAUUGAAACUGGAAAUAAGGUUACAUUAGAAAGAUUUGAGGAUGAAGGUGCUGCUUUUGAAGAAUCCUCUGAACCUGGUGACUAUGAAGAAAAGGCAGAGACUGAAGAUGUUGAGGAGCUAGCAGAAGAUAUAGUGGAAAAGAUGCCUCCAAGCAAAACUGAACAUGUCUUAACUGGGGGAAAGGCUGAGACUGAAGACAUUGAAGCAGAAGAAUUAAUUGAAACUGAAGAACCAGUUGAGGACGAAGAGAUAGUAGAAAAAGAAGAGACGGAAGAAUCUGAAGCUGGAGAUGAUCGUAAAGAACGUGAAGACUUGCUUGAAAAGGCUGAAGCUGAAGAAGAGGCAGAAGAUGAAGCGAGUAGAGUAGAUCUUAGCAAAGAAGCUGAAAUUUGUGAAGAGAAGGAUAUAGGUGACGCUAAAACUGCUGAGAUACAUGAAGUAAAAGUUCCAUCCCCUGGUGCAACUUUGGAUAAAUUCUCUGCACUUCAUACUUCAAUUAUUGAUCAAACAUUGUCAAUUCGUAAUGAGACAAUACCAACUGAUUUUGAAAGUGAAAUAACAGUUUCUGAUGAAGAAACCCAUGAAGAGCCACCAGAAGAAUUUACAGCUACAUCAGGUUUUACUCAAUCUACAAUUGAAAUUUCUAGUGAACCUACCCCAAUGGAUGAAAUGUCCACACCUAGAGACAUUAUGAGCGAUGAGACUAACAAUGAAGAAACUGAAUCUCCUACUCAGGAGUUUGUAAGCAUGACAAAGUUUGAAACUACUGUUAUUUCUCAGGGUCAUGAGGGAGCCAAGCUUUCUCCUGUUCCUGACACUUACAAUGGGCUCUCGUUAGAAACUUCAAAAACUGAAGUAACACAAGGUGACGAUUAUCCAGCAUCAGCCUCAACAAUAUCUCCCUCAUCUUCAAUGGAAGAAGACAAAUGCUUUAAGUGCCCAUCGACUGGCAUUCUUAAACCUGAAUUUGAAAAACAGGAGGACCUAGAGAUUGAGAAACAGGAUAAUCAAUUAAAAGACCUUGAAGCCAAAUUAAGCCCUGUAAGGAGCCCAGUUGGGUCAUCGCCACUGUCUAGGACACCUUUGAGUGAUCAGAAUGUCAACUUUGAUUUGACUCCAUCAGAUAUCAAAGCAUCCACAGAUCUUACAACGUCUGACCAUGAAAUUCCAGAUGAUCAUUGUGCUAGUCCCGAAGAAAAAACCUUAGAGAUGGCAUCUCCCACACAGUCUGGUUCUCCUAGUGCUGGUCACACCCCAUUUUAUCAGUCUCCAGUAGAUGAGGAAGAUAGUAAAGUUGCAACUGAAUUAACAGGAAAAUUCCCAACUCCAAUUAUUAUUGAGACUGAUGAUAUGAAAGUUGACGAGACCAGUCCAAGAUAUAGCCCCAUGGAUGAGCCUGUACCUGAUUCAGAAUCACCUGUAGAAAAGGUUUUGUCUCCACUGCGAAGUCCACCAAUGUUGGGUUCCAGUUCCCCUGUUGAUAGCUCUCCAAAUGAUGGAGAAGAAUUCCCAGUACAAUUCCUUGAAGGUGCAAUGGAACUCUCAAGUGAUAAGCUUAAACUACUGUCUUCACCUCACCUUUAUCCAUUUAAUGAUUUUUCAUCCAGUUCUGCAGCACCUGAAAAAGAACAUGCUGCAGGUUUUGAGUUGUUGACUCCCAAAGAUAGUUUUAGCCAAGGAUGCAAAGUGGAAGAAAGUGCUGUUGCAACCUUCCCAUCACUUGGUCCCUUUGAAGCUCAUAAAACAGCAGCUGAACUGUCCCCAACACUGGUAGAUCUCAGUCAGAUCGGUUCUGUUAAAGAAGACAGCAAAAUGUCUAUUUCUGAAGGAACCACGUCAGACAAAUCAGCUACUCCUGUCGAUGAGGUGGUAGCAGAAGACACUUAUUCCCAUAUAGAAGGUGUUGCUUCAGCUUCAACAGCAUCUCUUGCCACAAGUUCUUUUCCAGAACCUACAGCAGAUGAUGUAUCUCCCUCAUUGCAUGCGGAAGUUGGGUCUCCUCAUUCAACUGAAGUAGAUGAAUCCCUUUCAGUAUCUGUUGUCCAAACACCUACAGCUUUCCAAGAAGCUGAAGUUUCACCUUCUAAAGAAGAUUGUCCAAGGCCGAUGUCAAUUUCUCCUCCUGAGGUGUCUCCAAAAACUGCAAAAUCCAGAACUCCUGUACAGGAAGUUAGGUCACCUGAGCAUUCGACAAUGUCUGUGGAGUUUAGUCAGGAGUCACCUGAACAGUCUUUAGCUUUGGACUUCAGCAGACAAUCUCCUGAACAACCUGCGUUUAAUGCCAGUUUCCAGCACAUAUCUGAAAAUGGGCCCACUGAAGUAGAUUAUAGUCCAUCAGAUCUGCAGGAGCCUGGGUUUAUCCAACAUACUUUGCCUACACUUGACAGAUCAUUCUAUGGUCAAGAAAGGGAUAAUUUGCAAUUUGGUUCAACCCCACCAACAGAGGCUUCUCCAUCAACUUCAUCUGCUCGUACACCACAAACAAGCUCUCCACUCCAAGAGGAAUAUGGUGUUUGUACUUCAGCACUAUCUGGAAAACCAGUUACUUCUGAAGUGCCACUACUUUCAGAAAGGGUAUCACCUGCCCGUUCACCACAGAGAAGCUCUCCACUGCAAGAACAGGAGGAACUGCAGAUGUUUGAUCUUUCACAGCCUCUUUCACAUGCAAAAGAAGUGUCUCAUCUGCACACAUCAGAUUCAUCAAGCUUGGGUCUUCUGCAGGAGAAGUCUCCAGUGCUAUCAUCAAUGAUAUCUCCUUUGGAGCAAGUAUCUGCUGUUUAUGCAUCACACCCAUUACAAGAGCCUGCCCUCUCUCAAAGCAAAAUUCCAACAAUGCAGUCUGACUUGGAAGAAAUGGAGGCAUUCAGCAGCAAACAAGAUAAAGCCAAAGAUAUAGAUGAGCUCGGAGAUGGAUAUUUUGCAUCUGGAACAGUGCACCCAGCAGAGGUUCAACAUGCUGCCAAUACAUGUUAUAAAACUCCUACUUCAUUCAGGCUUAAUAUAGCUGAUCUUUCCCCUUCUUUCAUCAAUCCAAGCCCAUUAGAAUUUUUUGAGCAAGAUGAUGCCCCUGAAGACCUUGAACGACCACUGACACAAGUUGGAGGAGCCCAACCCCCAUCUGGUGGAAAGCAGCAGGCACGGCAAUGUGAUGAUACCCCAGGAACAUCAGUCAGCGAGUCAGCUCCAUCACAGACGGAUUCAGAUUUUCCUCCUGGAACAGAAGAAUGUCCUUCAAUCACUGCGGAUGCUGCCUUAGACUCUGAAGAUGAGUCAGAAACUCUUCCUACAGACAGAACACUUGUACACAGACAAAUAGAUCCCCCACCUGUUUCGUUAAAGGACCCUAGUCCUCCUCCACCACAUCCAGAUGUUUGCAUGGUAGAUCCUGAAGCAUUGCCGACUGAACAGAGCUUGGCGAAGGCAGACAAGCCAUUGAAGAAAGAGGUCAAAGAGAGAACAAAGACCAAAAAACAGGCCGCAAAGACAAAGUCUUCCUCUCCUUCCAGAAAAGCUGACAGCAAACCAAAGCAUUCCAGUGCUCCUUCCAGAACAAAUACACUAGCAUCUGCUAAGGAAACAGCUGAUAAAACUGCAAAAACAGCUUCUCCUAAGAAGAAGGAUUCAAUGGACAAAGGAGCCAAAGCUAGCACUAAUCCAGAAGUAAAGGGUGCUCGAGGCGAUGACAAAGAAGCAAAAAAUGCUACUAACACCACAAAUUCAAAAUCUACACAUACUACUAAAAAUCCAGCUUCCAGUGGCAGUAAGGCAGCAGGAAUGCCAUUGGUGCCCCCGGGGCCACCUGUGUACCUUGACCUGGUAUACAUUCCAAAUCACUGCAGUGCCAAGACUGUGGAUGCAGAGUUUUUCAAACGAGUGAGAUCUUCCUACUAUGUAGUGAGUGGAAAUGACCAUGCAGCUGAGGAGCCAAGCAGGGCUGUGUUGGAUGCUCUCCUGGAGGGCAAGUCUCAGUGGGGUAGUAACACGCAGGUUACUCUGAUCCCAACCCAUGACUCCGAAGUCAUGCGGGAAUGGUACCAGCAAACUCAUGAGAAGCAACAGGACCUCAACAUCAUGGUACUAGCAAGCAGCAGCACUGUCGUCAUGCAAGAUGAAUCGUUCCCUGCGUGUAAGAUCGAAUUGUAACUGGGAGUCCCAUAAAACCAGAACAUUCAACCAGUUGUCUAAGGGGAAGCACUCAAAUGGAAAUUUUAAAAAAAAGGAAGGAAAGCAGAUAUAAAUCAGUGUCUGCUGAAUAUUGUACGAUAGAUUUGUUAUACAGGUCACUAGCGUGUAACACUUUCCGGACUAUUUAGUUCCUAUGCUAAGGCAAAACUUUCGUAUUCCUAAAAAAAAUGUAACAACAGGGUUUAAAAUACUUGAAUCAGCCAAGCUCCGAAUCCAUCACAUUUGUGGUGUGGUUGAUCCUGGUUCAGGAUUUUUGUGUUUGAAAGAAACUGAUUUAGUGAAAGAAAGUUACAUGAUUCUUACCUUUGGGAACAGAACUUUUACAUGACAACAAAUCAUCACAAGAACAGUUUUAAAAAGUGUGAAAUUUAGCUUUUUAAUGACUACAGUGCUGUGCAAGGCAGUAUACAACUCCAUGUGGUAACGCAACAUGUACUAAACUCACAAGUAUUUUGAACCCUAUUCACGUAACUAGCCCAUCCACCCACCCCCCCCAUAAAUAUGCAGAGAUAUUUAACUAAGGCAUGUUCCCUGUGUACCAGCUUCUGGACAGAUUUAAUUCUGCAUUUGAACAUGGCAUAUUGCCAUUAAGCCUUGAUAAAACUGCAUGCUUAAAAAAAAUGACAGCUAAUACACUUAAGCAGAAACCAAAGGAGUUGGGAGUACACAUACUAGUCAUUUUGCCUUAGACAGUGACUUGAAUGUAAUGUGAUCUAGGUUGCACUUUUUUUAAAAAUGGGAAGUGUAUGAGGCAGACAACAGAUCAGUAGUGAAGAUCAGUAUAGGACAGUAGUUUGAGUAGUACUGUGAUGUGUGUGUAUGCGUGUGUGUGUGUGUGUGUAUGCGACACCACGGUUUCCUUGAGAUCAGUCAUAGCAGAUGUUCAAAUGUGAUGUAUACUUUUUUUUCCAAAAGUAGUUGUUUUUAGCAAGGAUCUGGCAGAAUUGGAAUAUGGAGAAAAAUCACUCCAAGUAUGCAGAAAGUCUUGUUUCUUUUUGGUUAUGUAACAUGUUAUUAAUAAGUAACCUAUGUUCUUUUUGCAUGAAUUAAUUAUUUUUUAGUCAAAAGAAGUCAAUAAAGGUUCACUAGCUGGGUGCAUUAUGUUGACUGGGACAGAGACGGUGCUUGCUCUUGUAACUAGCUUAACUAUUGACCAUUUAUAGUUCUAAAAAUUACCUUGGGGAGAACCUUAUUGAUGAUCCUUAUAGCUUAAUAUUACAUCCAAGUCUGACUAGGUCUGGUAAUGUGCAGUCAUUGGUUUAAUGCUGUUAAUGUUGUGGAGCUAAAAUUUGAAUUAAUUUUGUUUUAAUUCACAUAUGAAAAAGAUCCAACAGUGGAAAAAUAUUUUGGUAUAUCUUCUUCAGUAUGUUGUACCUGCAAACCAUUUGUAAUUGCAAAACCUGUUUUCCCUUGAAACCACACACAAGACCCAAGUUGUACAGGUGUAAGUCGAAGUAUACCAGAGUAUAUGGUGAACAGAAUUGUAGUUAUGUGUCAUGUAAGGGAUUUAGAAGUGUUGAAUGCAUUUCUUCACACCACUGCUUUAUUUGGUUAAAAUCAGUCAAGUCUAUAUGACUUGAAAAGUGAAAAAGUGCAGUGUCAUAACCUGGGAAGCGCUUAAGAAUUCUUUUUACAUUGUUUUGGUAAAAAUAAAGUGUGCUGCAUUUUUUUGUGCAAAUAAAUUAACAAUUUCAGAUUGUAUCAGACUGGAUUCCCAAUUAGAGAUAGUGCUAUUGGAAUUACUGGGAGAAUUUUCCGAAAUCAACUUGUAUCUUUAACAACGUUAAAAUGUGUGUGAAUGAUGAUAAUGAUCAGUUAGUUAAAGACUAAAGUAAUGCUGGAAACGUUAAAGCAAUUUCAAAUCAAAGUUAUUUCAAAUGGUUUACCAGCAGUUCAUCAGUGAAAUAGAUACUUGCAGUGAAGGUUUUGGGAAUUCUUCAACAGCAUAAUUGGAGUCCACAUAGACAUUUAGGCAUCUAAGACGAUUGCAAAUGCCAUCUCUGUAAAGCUUAGUCAUAAUUUUGUUCCUACUUUCCUAGAAAAGCUAGCAAGGAAGCUUGUAUAUUUUUGAAUAUUAUAUUUUUGUGUUGAGAAUGUAUUUGGUGUAUAUUUUAGUAAAUAUAUUUGGUUUGUUGAAAUAGGGGAAAUUAAUUUUAGGAGAAAUGCAGGUCAACACAUGCUUAAAUGUUCAAAAGAGAUACAUUGAGAUCCACAGUAAUUCUGUUUUAAUCUGAUAAAUGGUAGUGCAGUAUAAAACUCAAUGCCACAUAAGAUGUGAAUGUGCAAUGUUAAUGAUAAUCUGGAGCCCAUUAUUUUCUGGCAGUUUUGAUUCAUUCUUGUUUGCUUACUAUUCUAAGGCUUGCCGUUUCCUAGUUAAAAAUCCUAAUAGCUGAGAGCAGGAUACUGUGUACAUUUUUGUGACAAGAAUGCACUUUUCUUUUAUAUCAAAUAUGACAGCAGUUUCUUCGCUAAAAUGCUUGCAUGUGUCCACCUCCAGCUAAAUGUGCAGGACCAGAAAUCACUUUGGAUUGUGAUAUCAUGUCUCAUUCAGAUGUUGGAUUCUUUGAGAUUUUUGAUUGGGGUUAAAAAUUAUGGCAUCCAACUACUUUGGUGUAAAACACGAAUAACAUGUAGAUAGUGUUGUGCACACCUGCCAGAAAACUGAUAGGGAUUGUUACUUACAAAAGUGGAUCAUUACUCUAUUUACAUGAUGGGAUUUCUGCCCCGACACAGAAUGAUUGACCGGUGCACAGAUAAAGAAAUGCAUGAGUAUUGUGAAAAUUUACUGAAACUUUUUAUAACCCUUCAUAUCUGAUUUAACUUCCACUCCAUUGUGGUCUAAAAUAUCCACUGUUGGAUCUUGGUAAUGAGCCUUAGUCUGGAUUUAGAUGACCUUUGACCCCACUGAUUGUAACUUUGUCAGAUAUACAACUCAAGCAGCUGCUUCCCCACAGAUAUGACCUCAUUUUUGUAUAGUACCUUUUUUUUAAAAAAAAGCUGAUUAUUUUAUUUUUAAAUACUUUAUAUGAACAAAAGUGUGAUGCAAAGUUGUUUUAACAGAAAAUGAAAGCACCAUUAUGUUUGCACUGUUUUUGUACACAGCUUUCCUAAUGUGGGUAGGCUUCAUUAGAGUCAAACUUUAUCGUGUUGCUUCAGCCACUAAACUUAUGCAAUAUUACAUUUGUAUUAUAACGUUUUGUUAUUGCGGUAUUUUAUUUGAAGAUAUUUUUCCAAGUAGGUUAUUUAAGAAGGAUUGCUGAAGCACAUGGUUUUAAAUUAUUUGUUUUUGCUAUUUAAAAAAAAAAACACCUUUUUAAUUUUAGCUUCUGCAGUUAAUGCCAAAACGUCAAGUCAAUUUUAGACACUUCAAAGGUGUUUGUUUUAUACCUGUAUGGUUAAAUGCUGGCUAAAUUAAAGCCUUUUCUUUUAAAGGAUGGCCUCACCCUAAUUAUAAUUAUGUAGAAGUUUAAAAAGGCAGUGACCAUUUACUUUAUAUUUGGCUUGUUUGAGCUGCACAAAGUUGCUGCUGUUUGAAACUAUGUGGUGUUGCUCUGUCAUGGUCCUCUGAUAUACUACAGGGUGACAGAAUUCAACUCCUACACAUUGUGGUCCUAUUGUCAGCCACAUUGCAAAGACAAAGAGUCAAGUGAAGUCUCUGGUAUUUUCCCACAAGACAACAUUUUUACAUGAAUGAAGCUCUAGGCCACUCUUGCACAUCAUCUACCAGUUGGCUCAAGAGCAGUGUAGUAGAGGCUGGGGGCAGACAGUAGGUGAGAAUGAGGGAGGGGGUGGCAGGGGUGAAUCAACCAUCUUAUAAAGGUCCAAAUGUGACACCACACUACCUUCUUCCUUGUGCUCAUGACAUUGUUGACUAGCCUUUUAAUUCUAGAAGCAUGGAGAAAUACAAAAAUAGCUAAAUUCAAAAGUUUUUUUUAAAUGAUUCUUUCACGGGAUGUGGGCAUCGCUGGCUGGGCCAGGCCAGCAUUUUUGCCCAUCCCUAAUUGCCUCUGAGAAGGUGGUGGUGAUUGAAGCAUAUUGUUUGGAUCUUCAUACAGGGGAACAUUCUUAACACAAAACACACAAGACGUGAAAAAUGUGACAGCCUUGGGGCAAAGUUUUACGGCCCUGUUGCAGCCAGCAUGGGUGGGGCCGGAAACUGCGGCGAGCCAUUCAUCUGCUGGCAGGUGGGGCUGUAAAAUUCCACCUUUGGCUUCAUCACUCCAGUUUCUUGAUACUAGUAACUAUGUUCUUGUACUAACCUAUUUAAAUACAGCUUUUUUUGAAGAUUUACUUCCAUUAUAGUCCAUAUCUUUCUGACUGUACAAAAUUACAAACUGUAAAAUCAAAGUUACUGAGUUUUUUAAAAAAAAACCCUUUCCUAAUUGGCUCUUUGAAAGAGCAGUACAGGCCUGCGUCUGUGCUGUAUGAUUCUCAUAUAGAACCAAUGGUUGAAUCUAAAAAUAUUGUAAGAUAAGCUGUUCUAAUUUAUGUAUUUUUUGCAAAGGAGUUUGUUAUGACUGUUUCAGAUAAAUUGCCCUUCCCUACACUUCUUUGGAACCAUAAUGAAACCUCAAGUAGAUGGUUGUUAUUAUUGGAUGAGUGCUGAGAACGUGCACGUGGCAUGCUGUUUUAUUGAUGUCUCUGUGUAAAAUGUUUGUGGAGACUUGCUUCAAGUUCCUUUUGAAUGUGUCUUUACACCUUCUCAAAUGGUACUGGUUGAAGAGGCACGUAAUUUGCCCAGAGCAAGGUGCAUAAAUGCACAGAGUGGUACAUAGCUUUUCCUAAUGGUACACACUUUUUGAUAGGGGGUGCAGUUCUUCAAAUGCAUUGUUGAAAUUUUAAAACUUAGCUUUCCACAAGUCCCUUCCCCUGGCUUUUUUUUCAUUCAUAUCUUCUGAAAAGCAAGAGUAUUUUGUAGGAAUCAUUUUAUCAUGAUAAAAAUAAAACAUCAAAACCUACCUUUCAGAGAAGAGAUUAAAAUGUUGUAACAAAGCAUGGAAUUAGGGUGGUGGCAACAAAUAAAAAGCAGGUAAAGCUCAGAUAGUCAAGUGUGAUUUUUGUAAAAAAAAACAUAUAAACAGCAAGUUGCAUUUGCUGAUUGCACCCCGGUUUGUUUCCUGUUUCAUGUUUACAUUUCCUGCAGGCAAAAAGGUAAUUUUACUGAGUUGGACAAAUCAUUGUUGUGUAAUUGUCAGAUUGCACUAUGGUAAUAAAUGUCAAUAUUAAAUGGAGCUUGGUGAGAAGUCGAACUUUGUACCGUGGAAGCAUGGAACCUCCAGGAUAGAUUUUUAUGAAACGAGUUUACCUGAAUUUAACAAUGUAUGUAUAUUUUCUUUUGCUGUGUGGUGUUUUUAAAAGCCUUCAAACUCACAAUGUCAGUAAGGUGAAAAUGAUUGUGCACUUAUUUCUGAUGGUUCCCAAGGACCUUGAGGAUCAAAGAGCUAGCCAUGAUGAAUUUCCAUAACUAAGUGGGUUUGAACAUGUUACAUUCUGACAACCAACCAUUUUUUGAAAUAGACAAUCCACUGAUAUCCUGCCAUAAUUAAUUUUCUUCCAGAUUUGUACACUGCAGCAAAACUAAUGUACUGGGUUUUGAUGAAACGUUUGUUCACAAUCCACUUGCACGUUUAAAAUUUGCAAUGCAACUCAUUUCCACCUUACUACAAACAUGUCCCCGUUAUGGUAAUCUGUGGAUCAAACGGGUGUGUAUUGUGAAGUUUGUUUUAAUGAAAAGAAAAAUUGAGUACACUAAAAUUGGGAUAGCAAUCGCGGCGAGGGAAUUGCUCACUUUUAGAUAUCAGAAUGAAUGCGUGUUUGGGGUUCCGAGUGUGUUUUUAAAACAAAUUUCAUUGUUAAAGCUGAAUUAUAUGUGUGACAUCACAUUAUGUAGCUGUGACCUGAUGAUACGUCAGCUGAUUUACUAAGUGAUGCUGUUUAUGGGAUGUUUGUGACAUUACAACGUAAUAGUGACCAAAAACUGUUAAUGCCUAAUGCCCGGGUAAGUGACUGCAACCAAUCUUGUGACUGUCCAAAUUUACUCUCAUCCUUAACUCUCAGAAGUUCUGCUGAUGACUUGUAAAAAUGAAUAGACUGCGAACAUUAAAAAAAAAUCUGCUUAAACACUUGCAUGCAGUUUUAUCUUCCAAAUAUGGAAAGCACCAGCCUUACUGCUGGCUGAGCAGCAACUCACAAUCCUCCCAUUAUCUGAACAAUGUUUUAUGUGUCAAACUGCAGCUGUGUAUGGUAUUUAUGUCUUAUAAUCCUGCAAAAUUCUAUCCAGUCAUAUCUAAUGUAGAACUUAGUUUUCAGUGAAAGUAUUAUGUAGUGCUUUUCAGAUAUUGUGUGCAAUAUCCCCUGCCACUGGAGUAUUUGAUGUAAAGGGAACAAUUAAAUUAAAAUCCACAAUAAAAUGAAGUACGACAA